AUAUCAAAAAGAAUUCUCACAGAACACAAAUACAUGUCCGGUUUAUCUUGCUUAAAAGCUAUGUAAUGCUAUUUUCCCCAUAACAACUUCCAAACAUUUAGGGCUACGGUAGACAGAGGAAAAAAACGGUACAAGUACUGCUACAAAGUCCUCGUUUUUAAUUAUUCUCAACAUACGACUCAUCACCACAGCAUUGGAAGUAUUUAUACAUUUCCACCAGUUCAAAUCCUGACCUGAAUGGGUUGUUGAGAAGAAUACAUAACCCUGCCCGGCCGCGAAAACGGUAAUCUUAAUAUUAACAAUCACAGCUAAAAGAUACGGAUUAUUUCGCAUCCUAAGCACUGUAAACAGAAAAGCUUUUAACGAUGUCAGCAAACUAUCAACAGAGCAAACUCCGUUUUCACAGUAUUUAUCACACAUGCAACCGUGAUUGAGCAUGCGCAGUUUCGUAAAUCGAGAGUGACAGGAGGUACCGUAGCUCAGUCACACACCAGUCAGGAUUAUGCGGUGACGAAAGUGGUCCUAUUGCAGUUUUAACUUUUGUUGCACCUUGUAAUCGAAUUUUGCGUUAAAUUACACGUAGUAGUUUCACAAAGAAGGACAUAAUGUGGAUCGGGGAUGCUGAUGAAAGCAAUGUGAUAAACCAAAAGGUACUUGAAGUGAUCAGCCGGAUAACAAGUGGCGGUAGUGUGUUGGUGAGCGUACAGCAGAUGACAUUGUUUCCUACCAUAGUACUUGUAUAGAUCGGCGGAGUUGUACAGUGUUGUUGGACAAAGAUACGCAGUAGCAACGUUGAAACCAGUUAUUAUCUGGUAAUAGGGUUUUCCGACUUAGAUGCAGUGUUUUAUGAAGUUUGGAGACUCCAUGUAUGGCUUUCUUUUUUUGUUAAUUCAUUUAGUGGGAGUGGAAAACUUAGAACAUCUGGAGGAUGGCGGAGGCUGGUUUUCUAACAAGUACUCAGUAACUACAAGGGAGGAAGGCCCAUGUACUGUGGAAAUAAGAGAUGCGUCCUUGACGUAUUCUGAAUUCAUGCGCAGCUAUGCUUAUUCCAAACCAGUAAUAAUCCGAGGAAUUGCAGACAACUCAGAUUUCCGGGCAUUCUGUUCAAAGAAGAAUUUGCUCAGAUGGUAUGGUGAUCGACUGGUCCGUUUAAGUACAGCUAACACAUACUCGUACAAUAAGGAUACACUGUACUUCUUUGGUGACAAUAAUUUCACAGAAUGGAGAUCACUUUUCCAAAAGUACAACGCACCACCUUUCAGUCUCCCUGGUACUGUUGGAGCUUACAGCUUUGGAAUUGCAGGAGCGGGAACAGGUGUACCCUUUCACUGGCAUGGACCAGGAUAUUCUGAAGUUGUGUAUGGCAGGAAGAGAUGGUUUCUGUAUCCUCCAGACAAAAAUCCCAAGUUUCAUCCUAACAGAACUACUCUUUCAUGGCUACUGGACAUAUAUCCAAGCUUGUCUGAGGAGCAGCAUCCCAUACAGUGUACCAUUCAUCCAGGAGAGGUUCUGUAUUUUCCUGAUCGAUGGUGGCAUGCUACCCUGAAUCUUGAUACCAGUGUUUUCAUAUCUACUUUCCUGGGAUAAACUGGAGUGCAUUCCUGAGUGAAAGAACUGGUUACAUUCCUAAUAUGACAUCUUAAAACAUGUUGAACUGCAAACAUAUUUGGACCAUCUUUAAUCCAGUUGCCUGGUGCAUGCUUUUGUGUGAAGAAAAGUUAUUGUUGUACUAUUUGCAAAAAAAAAAAAAAAAAAUUCUCAAGACCCACCUUUAAAACAGUAGAGCAAACGGAACUUUUUGCACAGUAGUGCUUUGCUUUUGUGACCAGAUACAAUAAACUUGUUACAUAAUGUC
Molecule: messenger RNA, 1855 nt
Organism: Protopterus annectens (West African lungfish)
Lineage: Eukaryota; Metazoa; Chordata; Ceratodontiformes; Protopteridae
Gene: JMJD8
Product: jumonji domain containing 8
Exons: 8
Coding region: 835-1587 (250 amino acids)
Cellular component (GO): cytoplasm
Source: RefSeq, a predicted model, not a curated record